AUGGAUGCCAAGAUCUAUCUGUGUGCCAAUAGCCUUGGAAAAACAAUUGUAGAUGGAAGUGAUGCAUCACCUAAAGAAAACGCAAAGGCUAUGACUUUUCUUCGUCGUCACAUUCAUGAAACGCUGAAAAGCGAAUACGUGGCGGUCGAUGACCUAUUGGUUCUGUGGAAAGCCUUAUGCAAAAGAUACAAUCACCAUAAGACAAUGAUCCUCCCAAGAGCCAGAUAUGAGUGGACACACUUGAGAUUCCAAAAUUUCAAGUCAGUGUCUGAGUACAACUUAGCAAUGCACAGAAUCACCUCCCUAAUGAAAUUAUGUGGUGAAAAUAUCUCUGAGGAGGAUAUGCUCGAGAAAACUCUCAAUACCUUUCAUGCCUCAAAUGUGCUCCUGCAACAACAAUAUAGGCAUGGAGGUUUUACGAAGUACUCAAAACUAGUAUCUUGCCUUUUAUUAGCCGAGUAG
Messenger RNA from Prunus armeniaca (apricot), 462 nucleotides. The record is from the annotation of a GenBank genome assembly. NCBI's taxonomy places the organism in Eukaryota, Viridiplantae, Streptophyta, Magnoliopsida, Rosales, Rosaceae.